AUGCUAACACAAUAUCAACAAGAAAAACCUGGAAAAGACCAAAAAGAUUCGCAACAACCACAACAUGAACCUCCAACACUUCGUCUUUUGUGCAGCAUAACUGGAGGUGUAAUGCCUGCUCAAUGGGAGGAUAUUACUGGAACGACGCAAUUAACAUUUUCUGGGGAUGAGAUAUCAUUCACAACAACAGUUUCUGCACGUUUCUGGUUAAUGGAUUGUCAGACCCCAAGAGAUGCUGCAAAAAUGGCCCAAGAAAUUUACAACGAAGCAAUAGCAAUUCCAUUUAUGGCACGUUUUGCUGUAUUUGGCCGUCGCUCAUUCCCAACAGAAGGCCAGCUUAGAAUGUUUUGUAUGACAGAUGAUAAAGAAGAAAAAACAUUAGAAAAACAGGAAGGAUUUCAAAGAAUUGCUGUUUCGAGAGAUGUUGAAGUUUUGGAAGGAAAACAUCAGUGGCUAGAAUUUGCUGGAAAUUUAGUUCCAGUUACUAAAAGAGGAGAUCAAUUGUCUAUUUUCUUUCAACCUUUUCAAGAGAAUAGAUUGGCUUUUAAUAUUAAGGUUAGACAACAAGACGACCAAGAGGCUGCUUCUUCCGGCAAAGUUGCAAUAAUGAAAGAACCACUUAAUAGAGCAGAUAUUUUACCUCCUCAACAUCCAAUUUGCAUGCUAUCAAUUACUUUGCCAGACUAUACAGGCCCAUUACCUUCAUUAGUUUUGUCUGAACAAAAAGGAGGAGGGGGAGGAGGUGAAGAUGACCAAUUCAAAAAACAGGCGCCUCUUACCCAACGUUAUUCUGAUGCUUUAUCUACAAAUGUAGCAGAGACUUAUCCAAACAUUCCAAUCGAAUUUGUUUCAAAAACUAUUGGGGCAGAUUGGGCAAGAUUGGGGAGAGUUCUUGGAAUUCAUCCAGAUGAUAUUAGACAAAUUCGUAGAGAAGUCCCUUCUGGAGGAGGGCAAGAAGCUCUUCACAUGUUGAAAAUUUGGGUGUUUUUGAAAGGAACUUCUGCUAAUGAAUCAGAUCUCCGCCAAGCACUCCGUCAAAUCGGUCGGGAUGAUAUUUGUGUUAGAAUGACAGAUUCAGACAACCAUUUAAUGGGAGCAGCUGAUUCAGACAUUAAUUUAUCUUCUGCUGCAAUUGGAACGCCUGUAAAUUUAAGACAAGAAUUUUCAAGCAAAGGAAGUCUAGUAACCCCUAUACAACAGGCUAAUAAUAUAAUAGUUCCACAACAAUCAGCACCAAUUGAAGUAUCGGCUAUAGCAGCAGCAAUUACUCCAACUGCUGAAGUUGCAGCAGCACCUUUGUUUGCUGCCCAACCAGUUACUUUAACUGCUCCAGAACAACAAAUUGACGUUGAAACAGUGGUUACUCGAACUGAACGUCAUGUACAUCAUUCUGAGGACAUUAAUGAGCCUGUAGUUGAUGAACAUGUUACCACUCAAAUUUUCCGAGACGGCCAACAGAUGGAACAACUCGAAGAGCGAAAACUUGGCCAGCCAUUAAAUGAACAAGAACAGGCUCAAUGGGAAGAAAUGACUGGGGCGCAAGUUGAAGGAGAGCCAGAAAAUAACGAAGCAAUGGAUUAUCUUCAAAGAAGUCGAAAGGCAAUGGUUGUCGAUGGAGAUGAACAACAUUUAAUGGAAUAUGAUGAGGAAGGUCAUCCAGUUGGACAAACUACUGUUAAAACAACAACUUUAAUUACUACAGAACAUUUAAGAGAACCACCGCCAAUUAAUAUUGAAGAGGUUGAAGAAGAACCUCAGAAAGAAAUUGAAUCUUCUCCAAUAGAAGAAGAAUCUCCUUCCCCAAUAAUAGUGGAGGAAGAGGAUGAAAAUAAACAUUCUACGGGAAUUCAGUCUCAGCAUAGUAGUGAAGGUUCUUCUGUUAUUAUACACGAUGAUAAGCCACAAGAAGCAGAUGAUCCCUUCAAAAUUUAUGAAGAAGAAAUACAUUUUCAAGAAGAUAAUGAACCUCUUACUGAAGUAGAGAAAAGUUCAACAUUUGAAGAAAAAGAUGAAGAAAAAGAAGGAGGAGGAGGAGGAACAGAUUUAGGCAUAAGUACCUACGACAAUGUUCAUCGUGAAACAAGUAAUGGAUUUAAUGAGGAAGAUAUUCAAGAAGAAGAAGAACAACAAAAAAGAGGUGCAAAUAAAAUUGAGCCAGCAAAAGAUGCUAGUGCCAAUCUUGAAGACGAGAAAAAAGAAAAAGAGGAAGAAUGGGCAAGAAGAGAACAUCCUGAAAUUCAACAAUUUGAACAAAUACAAGAAAGUUUCCCAAUUGAUGACACAACAAUGAUUACUAAAAAACGGACACAUAUAAUCUCUACAAGUCAAUCUCGUGUUAAAGGACUUGAUGAGUUUGCAUCUGCCGCUCCUUCAGCCGGCGCUGCAGGUUAUUCACCACAAGCAUCACCUGCAGAACAACAAUAUCCAAUUAGAGAUGAAGAAUCCCCACUACCACCAGAAUCCCUUUCAAUUUCAAUAACUUCACAACCAGAUUCUUUAAUGACAACAAGUUCAAUUAGUGUAAAAGAUAAAAUAGCUCAAUUUGAAUUGCUUAAAAAAGUUGAGGAAAGUGAAGAUUCUGUUGAUGGGGCUAAAAGAAGAUUUGGGUGGCAUCCACAACCGAAAAAAACUCCAGAUAAGGAAAAAUCGGAAGAAAGAAAAAGUCCUCGAGACGAACAAAGACAACCAUCCCCAGUUGGCAGCGAUGUCCCCGGUGCAAAUAAAUCAAAAAUUCCUCGAAUAACUUCCCCAACUCGAUUAACACCUUCACCUACAGUUUCCCCUCGAAAACACGAAGAAAAAUUUCAAGAAAUUGAAAAUAAUUUUUUAUUAGAAAAAUUUGAAGAAAAAGGAGAAGCUAAUUGUUUAAGAAAAGAAUAUACAAAAAUUGAAGAAUAUUUAUUUUAUGAAAUUAAUGAACCUUUAAUUGAAGAAGAACAACAUUUUAUACAGAAACCACAAGUUUUUCAUUCAAUUGUUACUGAUGAACCAUCACAUGUGGAAGCUUUUGGAGAAAUUGAAAGGAGAAAAAGAGAUGUUGAAAAAACUGAUUUAGAUUUAACUCACACCUCAAAAGACGAUGGAGACGAUCACUUUGAAGAUCAAACAGAAAAAGGAGAAUCGUAUAAAAAUGAAAUAUAUGGAAAAGAAAUCCCUGAAGAAACAGAAAAGUUAGUUAAGGAUGAAGAAAUUAUAGAAGAGAAGGAUAGAAAAGAAGAAUAUUUAAUUGAAAAUGAAGAAAAUGAGGAAGAGAGAAAAUUGGAAGAAUUGAAACAAGAAAAAGUUGAAGAAGAAGAAAAUUUUGAAUUUGUUCAAAUGCCGAAGGAAGAUGAAUUUGUAAAAAUGAAAAGUGAAAAAGAAGAAGAAAUUGAGGAAAAGAAGGAGGAAAAUAAAGAAAUAAUUGUAAUGAGCGAACCUCUACAAAAAUCUGAGCAAAUUCAAUCAUCAGUGUGGCUUGACAAAGUGCCUGUUGAAAGUUUUAUUAAUGAAAAAGAGGUUUUAGAAGAAAGAAAGGCUAUUUUAUGGCCAGAAGAAGAACAGGAAAAAUUAAAAGAAACAGAAACCUUAAUUGAAGAAAAAGCUUGGUGGAAACCAACAAAAACAGAAAAGGAAAUUUUAAUUUCUGAAGAAGAAAAAUUAAAUGAAGAAAAUAAACCAGAACUGUUAGAAAAUCAACAAAAAAUAUUUGUUGAGGAAAAAGAGAAAUUAAUUGAAGAUGAAAAGGAUGAAGAAGAAACAGAUGAACAAUCCAGCACUCACACAGUUAUACAUAGACCAGAAGUGCUUAUAGAAGAAGCUGUGGAUAUUACACCUUUAAUGGAUCGAGCAUUUUCACUACAAGGGGAAGAGGGUUGUCAAACACCCACAAUGAGUGCAGCUCGAUGGAAAAGUUUGGACGAACGUCAUUCCCCUUCUUCACUUAGUUCACCAGUCCAUUCUUAUCCUUCACCUUCGCCUAUAAUUGAAAUUACCCCUCCACCAAUUGAAGAUGAGGAAGAAUGGGAAAGGCGACAAAUGAGGGAUAAUGAAGAAGAAAGAAAUAUAAUGAUAAAAGAGGAGGAAGAGGAGAAUGAGUUUAAUGAAAAUAAUCGGAAUAAAGAAGAAAAUGAGCAGAAAAAAUUUAUGGAAGAAGAGUAUGAGAAAAAAGUAGUGGAAGAAGAGUAUGAACAGAAAAGAUUAAUGAAGGAACAAGAGAAAGAAUUGCAGAGAUUAGUAGAGGAUGAUUAUGAGCGUGAUAAAUUUAAGGAGGAAGGAGAUGAGAAAGAUCAAUUAAUUGAGGAAGAACAAGAAGAUACGAAUAAGAAAUUUGUAGAAAAAGAAAAGGUUGAAGAUGAACAGAAAUUAAUAAAAGAAGAGAAGUUUAUAGAAGAGAAAGGGGAUGUGCGGAAGGAGUCUAUAGAAGAAAAUGAUAAACAUGAAAAUUUUAAUGAAGAAGAUGAUGAGAAGAAAGAAUAUGGGGAAGAUGAGGAUUUCGGGAAUGAGGAAUUAAUGACAGAAGAGUAUGAGAAGAAACCGCUGACAGAUGAAAAUGAGGAUAGUCGACUGAAGACUUUUAUUGAAAAAGAUGACGUAAAUGAGGAAUAUAUAGAAGAGGAAGAGCAGAAAAUAUUUAUUGAAGAAGAGGAUAGGAAGGAAGUAGCUGAUGAAGAGGUGGAGGAUGAGAAGAUGAGAUUAGUAGAGGAAGAGAGGAAAGAAUUAUCAGAAGAGAAACAAGAGCAUAUGAAAAAUGAAUCUAUCCAUGAAGAGGAAGAGAAGAAUAAAUUUAUCGAAGAGAAGGAUAAGGAAAAAUUUACCGAUGAAAAGGAAAAGAAGGAAUAUACCACAGAAGAAGAUGUGGAGGAGAGAUACACAGAAGAACAAAAAGAAGAUAGGAAGAUAUUUUUGGAAGAAGAAAAGAAAUAUAUAGAAGAGAAGGAUAAUGAGAAAAAAUUGGUAGAAGAAAAGGAAGUGGAGAAAGAAUAUAUACAAGAACAAGAGGAUAAGACGUUAAUGGAAAUAAAAAAAGAGUAUAUUGAAGAAGAGCAUGCUGGAAGAAAACUUAAUGAGGAAGAGGAGGAAAGGAAAGAGCAUAUAGAAAAGCAAGAUGAAAGGAAUAUAUUAUUGGAAGAAGAGAAUGAAUAUGUAAUAGAUUUGGCUGAAGAAAAGAAAUUUACGGAAGAAGUGGAAAAGAUAAGAGAUUUUACUGAAGAAGAGGAUGAGAAGAAAUUACUCGAAGAAGAGAAGAAGGAUCUUAGUGAAGAAAGGUAUGAAAAGGAUGUAAUAGAAAAAGAAUUAGAGGACGACCUGAAAGAAUAUUUGAAGGAGGAGAUAAAGAUACAAGAAGAUGAGCGGAUUAAAUUUAUGCAAGAAGAGCAAGAAAAGAAUGAAUUUAUGAAGGAAAGGGAUGAAGAGAGAAUAUCUUUAGAAAAGGAGAAAGAGUAUAUUGAGGAAAAUAAUGAUGAUAUAAAAUUUAAAGAACAAGAGGAGGAGAUGAAAGAUUAUACAGAAAAACAUAAAGAAAAGGAGGAAACAUUUUUGGAUGAAGAAAAGGAAUAUAUAGAAGAAGAGGAUGAAGGAAGGAAAUUGAUGAAGAAAGACGCUGAAAAGGAUCAACAUAUACUAGAAGAAUAUGAAGACGAAAGGAAGGCAUCUUUGGGUGAAGAGAAAGAAUAUUUAAAAAUGGAUGAGGAGGAGAAAGUGAUGGAGGGAGAGCCUGGGAAGAAUGAAGAUAUAGUAGAACAAGAGGAUAGAAGGCAGACAUCUUUGGAUGAAGAAAAAGAAUAUUUAAAAAAAGAGGAGGAGAAAUUUACGGAGGGAGAGCUCGAGAAUAUUGAACAUAUAGAAGAACAAAAGGAAGAUCAGAAGAUAUUUUUAGAAGAUGAAAAGGAAUAUAUAGAAGAUGUUGAGAGAAAGAAAUUACCGGAGGAAGAGGAAGAAAAGAAAGAAUAUAUAGAAACCCAAAAGGAAGAAGAUUUAACGGAUGAAGAUAGGAAGGAAUAUAUUAGGGUAGAAGAGGAUGAGAAGAAGGAACCAACAGGCGAAAAAGUAGAUGAUGAUCAAAAGAGCUAUAUUGAAGAAGGUAAUGCUGGAAGGAUGCCCACGGAAAAAGAGGAGGAAAGGAAAGAGUAUAUGGAAAAACAAGAGGAAGAAAUAAAGAAAUUUUCGGAUGAAGGAGAGAAGGAAUAUAUUGAAGAAAGGGAAGAAUUAACAGACGAAAAAAUAGAUGAUGAUCAGAAGAAGUAUAUUGGAGAAGAGGAUACUGGAAGGAAAUUCAUGGAAGAGGAGGAAGAAAGGAAAGAAUAUAUAGAAAAAGAGGAGGAGAAGAAUUUUUUGGGUGAAGGCAGGAAGGAAUAUAUUAAAGAAAGGGAAGAAUUAAUAGACGAAAAAGUAGAUGUUCAGAAAGAAUAUAAUGAGGAAGAGGGAGAAAAAGAAUGUGUUGAAGAAGAAGGUCCUCAAAAGAAACUUACGGAUAACGUGGAUGAGAAGAGGGAAUUUAUAGUAGAAGAACAUGAGAAUGAAAGUAGAAAAUUUGUUGAAGAAGAAAAAUUAGAUGAUGAGUAUAAGAAAUACAUGAGUGAAAAGCAUGAUAUGAGUAAUUUGACAGAAGAAAAGGUAGAUGAUGGUAGGGAAAAAUUUAUAGAAGUGGAUGAACAAAGCAAAUUACUGGAAGAAAAAGAGGAUGAGGUACAGAGAUCUAUGGGAGAAGAGGAUGAUCAUAGGAGAUUUAUGAAAGUACAUGAAGAGAAGAAAGAAUAUAUAGGAGAGGAUGAGGAAAGGCAAUUAAUGGAUGAGGAGCGAGAUCAAGAGGAGAGACAUCAAGAGGAGAGAGGUCUUAAGGAAUUUGUUGAUGAGGAAAAAAGAGAGGAAGAAAGGAAGGAAUUUACAGAAAAGGGGGAAGAGAUGACAAAAUUAACUGAAGAAUUUGAUGAACAGAAGAAAUUUCCUCAAGAUGUUGCUGAACAGAUGAACUUUACAGACAAAAGGAAUGAGGAGUUAAUGAAAGAAAAAGAGGAAGAGUUUCAUGGAUUAGAAGAUGAUACGCAGAAGAAUCUUAACGAGGAAGGGGGUGAAUCGAAAGUAUUUAUUGAAGAAGGAAUUGAUGAAAAGAAAGUUGAUAAAUUCAUCAAAGGGGAUGAUAGGAAAUUAAUAACAGAAGAACAAGAGGAUGAAAAGAAAUUUAUGGAAGAAAAGGAUACGAAGGAGGAAUUAAUAUUAGUAAAGGAUGAGCCGAAGGAAUUUGUAGAUGAGGAUGAGAAGGAUAAAUUUAUGGACGAAGAUGAACAGAACAAAUUUAUCAAAGAAGAUUACGCUCAAAAUAAAUUAAUUAAAGAACAAGAAGAUGAACCGAAGAGGUUAUCGGUAGAUAAAGAAGAGAAAAAUGAAUUUAUGGAGGAAGAUGAACGAAAGGAAAUUAUGAAAACUGAUGAGUUAGAAAAAGAACAUUUAUUUGAAAAAGAGGUUGCUAAACAAGCUGGGGAACUUGUUGAUAAUGCUAUUAAACGAGCACUUGAGGACAGUAUGAUACUUCAACGUGAUACAUAUCUUGAGGAGGCUAAAAAGGUUCCUGGCCAUAGAGAAGAGGAGGAGAUGAAGAAAUUUACUGAAGAAGUUGAUGAACAGAUCAAAUUUACAGACGAAAGAAAUGAGGAGUUAGUGAAAGAACAAGAUGAGCUGCAGAGGUUGGAAGAAGAGGAUAAACAGAAAAAUUUUAUCGAGGAAGGAACAAAGUUGGCAGAUAAAAAAUUAGAAGACGAAGACAUCAAAGACGAACAAAUUCUUGUAAAUAUUUCCGAAUCUAGAAAAUCCUCUGAAUCAGAAGAGGAGGACGAAGAAAUAUCCUUACUGACAACAGAGGAGAAGGAAGAAAAUGAAGGAGAAGCCAAUAAUUCUCCCGAAUUAGUAUACGGUGAUGGUGAUGAGGAAUUAAGUGGAGAAAAUAGUCAACAAAGUCCUUCAGAAUUGUAUAAAGCUGGGGAAGGAGAAGAGGGAAGAAGGGACCAUCAUCAUUCUUUAUUACCUUCCUCUUCACUUCUUUUACCUUCAGGAAUACCAAGAAGACCAAAAUCCCCACUUCCACCUCCAAUUGCUGCAACACCACCACAGACAGGAAAAGUGGAGAAUAUUGAAAAGGAUGAAGAAAAAAGGGAGGAAGUGGAGGAAGAAGUGGAAAUUGAAGAGAUUAAGCGAGAGGAAGAAGAAGAGGAAUCUAUGCUUUUAAGCGAUGUUAAAAUGCCUGUUGAUAAUUUACUCGUGUUUUCUACACAUAAAGAUGGUGAUGAGGAUGAAGUGAAUUAUUUCGGACCCACAAUUUCAGAAGAACGUGAUACUCUUGGUCCCGACUUGAUGAUUGUACAGUCGAAAAGUUUGGAGGAAGUAAAAUCACAUGGGAAGGAUAUAAUUGACGAUCCAUGGCUUUCCUCUUUUAUUAAAGAACAAAAAGAGAGAGAGGAUUGGGGACAGAAAAAAGAGGUGCAAAUUGAAGAGACAGAAGAAGGAGAAGAACCAUUAGAAGAACCUCAACAUCAAAUAGGAGGUUCUCUUGAUACCUCACCAUCAGAAAAAAGACGUAGACGAAGUUCUGCUGCUUCAGUUCAUGGUUCUACAAAUGGAAGUUUAUCUGAAUUUGAAAGAAUUGAACAAGAAAUAAUUGAAGGAGGAGGAAGUGCAAAGAAUUUAAAUUCAAGUCCACAACAUUCUCCUGAGGCUGGGGAAGGAAAAAGAAGAAAAUCGGCUGGAAAACAGCAACAUCAAUCACCAACUAGAGAGGGAGGUGUUAGUGCUGUUCAUAGAGGAUCUGCCGAUUCACUCAAUGAAUUUGAACAAUUGGAAAGAGAAAUACACGAAGCUGUUGCUUCUGAAGAUAUAAUGAUGUUAAGUGAUAUUAGAGAAGAUGAAGAAGGUGAAGAAGUAGAAGGUUAUGAAUUAAGUGGAGAGGAAAUUGAAGAAGAAGAGGAGGAGGAAAAUGAUCGAAGGGAUUAUUUAGGGAAGGAAUUAAAAAAAGAGAAUAAUAAUAAUGAAGUAAUGAUGAUUAGUUCUGGUUAUGAUUCUAGUGGACAAACACAACAAAUUGAAUUAAUUGCUCAACAACAAUCUCCUGAAUCUGAAAAAAUACUACAAAUAUCAUCAAUAGAAAAAUCGACAGAAAAUCUAAAAGAAACCCCGCCUCCCCCAAAACAAACACCAGAUGAAAAAGAAGAAAAACAAGAAGAGGAAGAAGAUAAACUAAUUACAAAUAUUUCUCCAAAACCAAAAAUAAUAUCAGAACAACAAAAACCAGAAUUUAAAGGAAAAACAGAAAAUUUAUUUAAACAACAAAAAGAAAUAAUUAAAAAACAAAAUAUUCCUUCAACCUCUGAAAAGAAAGAAGAUUUUGUUUUUGGCGGGGGAGGGGGAGGAGAAAUAAUAGUUCCGAGUGGGGGAAGUUUAGAUAAAGAAGAGGAAGAGGAAGAUGAUGAUAAUUCUGAAAAAACAAUUUUUGAAACUGUUAGUGUAAAUUCGGCUGAUGGAAGUGAAGAAAAGAUUGUUAGAACAGCAAUAACCAGAGUUCGUGACCCAAUUUAUAGCCGUGUCCGUUUUGCCGGCACCGAGGAUGAGCAACAAAUAAAAGCAAUUUUAGAAAGUGGGAGGACAGAUGAAUUUGAAUUGAGAGAUCCAGAAGGAAAUAUAACACGUUUAAGAACUGUUGUUGAAAGGGGGAGUACUAGUAGUAGUACUUGA
This is a messenger RNA of Meloidogyne enterolobii, 9696 nucleotides long. The record is from the annotation of a GenBank genome assembly. NCBI's taxonomy places the organism in Eukaryota, Metazoa, Nematoda, Chromadorea, Rhabditida, Meloidogynidae.